Messenger RNA from Hibiscus syriacus, 486 nucleotides. RefSeq lists its product as uncharacterized. The coding region runs from base 1 to 486 and encodes 161 amino acids. Lineage: Eukaryota; Viridiplantae; Streptophyta; Magnoliopsida; Malvales; Malvaceae. The transcript has a single exon. Gene Ontology annotation, biological process: root development; shoot system development. The record is from RefSeq and is a predicted model, not a curated record.
AUGGCUACCUCUCAUUUGAAUGUCCAACCUUCUUUCCAUGCUCGUUCUAACAGCUUGCCUUCAAGGAAACACCCCAUCACUUCACAAAUCGAUGAAAAUCUGAACCGACUAAGGGUAUCUCAGUCGGCCUCCACAUCGUCAUCAGUAGUACAUCAGCUCAACUGUCUUCAAGAUUUGUAUGACUCUGUUGAUAUGUUUCUUCAAUUGCCUCUCUCUCAACAAGCUCUAGCUCAAGAGGAGCAAAGGAAAUUGGUCGAACAACUUUUGGAUGGAUCUCUUAGGCUCCUGGAUGUAUGUGGAACUGCUAAAGAUGCCUUGUUGCAAACAAAGGAAUGCACACGAGAACUUCAAUCGAUUUUGCGUCGAAGACGUGGUGUCGAAGGGAUUGCUAACGAGAUUAGGAAAUACUUAACCUCUAGGAAGGCAGCAAGAAAGGAAAUCUGCCAAGGCCUUAAAGAACUUGAAGCAUAUGGAGAACAAACCUAG